Molecule: messenger RNA, 1064 nt
Organism: Carassius carassius (crucian carp)
Lineage: Eukaryota; Metazoa; Chordata; Actinopteri; Cypriniformes; Cyprinidae
Gene: snf8
Product: SNF8 subunit of ESCRT-II
Exons: 8
Coding region: 256-1032 (258 amino acids)
Biological process (GO): protein transport to vacuole involved in ubiquitin-dependent protein catabolic process via the multivesicular body sorting pathway
Cellular component (GO): ESCRT II complex
Source: RefSeq, a predicted model, not a curated record
CUUUUAGUCGUGUAGAGAAGAAAUAAUUCACUUCUGUUUAUGUUUUCUUCCUGGACUGGUUGAAACUUAAUAGAUAAAGCAUAUUUUGUUUGUUAUAUUGUAACAGAUUUAAUUUAGUCAUAUUCUGCUUCGAUGUGUGACUGUGUAAAUCGUAAACUAUUCAGCUGACUAGGAAAUCAAUUAUUAACUUACAGUUGUUAGAACAGGAAAAUAAGUUUCAUUAUAGUUUUUAGACGUUUUUCUUUAGGCAUCAUCAUGCACAGAAGAGGAGUCGGAGCUGGAGCGAUCGCAAAAAAGAAACUUGCAGAGGCAAAGUAUAAAGAGAGAGGUACUGUCCUUGCUGAGGAUCAGAUUGCGCAGAUGUCAAAACAACUGGAGACCUUUAGGACCCAUCUGGAAGAGUUUGCCAGCAAGCACAAACAAGAAAUCCGCAAGAACUCUCAGUUCAGGGUUCAGUUCCAAGAGAUGUGUGCCACUAUCGGAGUUGAUCCACUUGCGUCUGGAAAAGGAUUUUGGUCUGAGAUGCUUGGUGUUGGAGAUUUCUACUAUGAGCUUGGUGUACAGAUCAUUGAAGUCUGUUUAGCUCUAAAACACAGAAAUGGCGGUCUCAUCACAUUGGAUGAACUUCACCACCGUGUGUUGAAAGGAAGAGGGAAAUAUGCUCAAGAUGUGAGCCAGGAUGACUUGGUGCGGGCCAUCAAGAAGCUCAAGGCUAUGGGAAAUGGCUUCGGGAUGAUUCCCAUUGGAGGCUCUUAUCUAGUCCAGUCGGUCCCAGCUGAGCUCAACAUGGAUCACACUGUUGUCCUUCAGCUAGCAGAGAAAAAGGGCUACGUGACAGUGAGCGAGAUCAGAGACAGCCUCAAGUGGGAGAGAGAGCGUGCCUGUCAUGUCCUUGAUCACCUGCUGAAAGAAGGCUUAGCAUGGCUGGACUCCCAAGCUGUUGGGGAGCCACAGUACUGGCUGCCUGCUCUGUUCUCGGAGCUGUUAUCUCGAGACAUUACGCCUGAGGAGGCCAACCAAAUGACACCUUGAGAAUAAGACAUUAUUUUGUAAAUACACUCUCA